Molecule: messenger RNA, 1140 nt
Organism: Darwinula stevensoni
Lineage: Eukaryota; Metazoa; Arthropoda; Ostracoda; Podocopida; Darwinulidae
Source: the annotation of a GenBank genome assembly
AUGGGUUUCUCCCCAGCCUUGGGAAAGCGGAUCCGGCGGGAAGCGAAGAAAGGCGGAAGGGACAGAAAAGGGGGGAAGGUCGGGAAGAUCGGUGACCUCAUCGCCGACGUCUUAGCUCCCUUGGGUCUGGCAGACGAAGCCAUUUGCGGCAUUCUCAGACUGACCGGCGACAGAGAAGCUCUCAGGAGGCUCUCCAAGAAAACUGAAGAGGAGCUGAAGAAGUUCGGAGACAAGGUAAGAAACGAUCUGCGAAGGCAGGGGAGAGAGGAUGAGAUCCAACAAUGCGAGAGAGGAAGUGGAGGCAUGUCGAACGAGGAGCUCAUGAUACAGCUAGGGGAAAUUGAAUUCGAAGAGGAAAGGAGACCGGGAGGACGCCAUCGUGAUCAUCUUAGAGGCCCAGGAGGCGAUCGUCAUAGAAAAAGACCACACCAUAGGGAUGAGCUACCCUUUCAAAUCCCUCCUCUAGGCGGGAGAGAAAUGCCUCCCAUGCAAGAAAGCCCAUCCAAUAGACCAUCCAACAGACCUUCGAAUCAGCCUGGAGGGGGAGGGAGACCGGCGGAAGAUUUCGAGUCUCCUUUCGAAGAGGAACAGCCACAAGAACGCCCAUCCAAUAGACCAAGCAAUAGACCAAGCAAUAGACCAUCCAAUAGACCAAGCAAUAGACCUUCGAAUCAACCUGGAGGGGGAGGGAGACCGGCGGAAGAUUUCGAGUCUCCUUUCGAAGAGGAACAGCCACAAGAACGCCCAUCCAAUAGACCAAGCAAUAGGCCAUCCAAUAGACCAAGCAAUAGACCUUCGAAUCAACCUGGAGGGGGAGGGAGACCGGAGGAAGAUUUCGAGUCUCCUUUCGAAGAGGAACAGCCACAAGAACGCCCAUCCAAUAGACCAAGCAAUAGACCAAGCAAUAGGCCAUCCAAUAGACCAAGCAAUAGACCUUCGAAUCAACCUGGAGGGGGAGGGAGACCGGAGGAAGAUUUCGAGUCUCCUUUUGAAGACGAACAGCCACAAGAACGCCCAUUCAAUAGACCGAGCAAUAGACCAUCUAAUAGACCAAGCAAUAGACCUUCGAAUCAACCUGGAAGUAGAGGAAGACCAGAAGAAGAAUUCCAGUCUCCUUUCGAAGAGGAUUACCCACAAUAA